AUGCUGUCACGAGUUGCUCUUCAGCAACGGCUGGCUACGCCUUGCGUGCGCGCCCGGAUAGGAGGACGGUUGAGGACGACGAGGACGACGGGUCACCAGCAGAAACGAUGGAUGACGCCUGCGCCCAAGCCUGGUGAUGGGCCUCUCAUGUCACGACGAGCAGAUCGUGCCUUGCCCGAGGUCGAACAGGUCAAUUUUAGAUGGGGUCGGACGCUACCCAUCUUCCUGGCCAUCGUGACGGUCUGCUCGGUCGCCAUCUUCAACUACCAAAAGUCCUCGUCUCCCGUCAUCGCAUCGACGCUGUACGCGCUGCGAACCGACCCGCGCGCCCGCGAGAUCCUCGGCGACGACAUCUACUUCAACAACCAGAUCCCCUUCAUACACGGCACCAUGAACCAGCUCCAGGGCCGCAUCGACGUCUGGUUCACCGUCAGGGGCACGCGCUCCACCGCCACCAUGCGCUUCUCCUCCCGCAGGCCCACGGCCAAGGGCAUGUUCGAGACGUCCGAGUGGAGCCUCACCACCGAGGACGGGAAAUGGAUCGACCUGCUCGACGGGGGGGAUCCGUUCAGGGCCAUUGGCGGUGGUGGUGAUGGCGUUGCCGGCGACGACGAUUUCGUCAUUGCCGUCGACGACGAGGCCCUGGUUGCCGCCGCCGCCGCCAGUCAGAGCACCCGCGGUUAUCGGCAGCCGAAUACCUCUUCUUCCAAGUAG
This is a messenger RNA of Geosmithia morbida, 714 nucleotides long. Its product is annotated as cytochrome c oxidase assembly factor 1. The record is from RefSeq and is a predicted model, not a curated record. Gene Ontology annotation, cellular component: mitochondrial inner membrane. Bases 1 to 714 code for a protein of 237 amino acids. NCBI's taxonomy places the organism in Eukaryota, Fungi, Ascomycota, Sordariomycetes, Hypocreales, Bionectriaceae. Gene Ontology annotation, biological process: mitochondrial respiratory chain complex IV assembly. The transcript is spliced from 2 exons.